ACACACCAAGAGAGGCAGAACAGCUAUAAGAAAGAGGAGGAGAGGCUGCUGAAGUAUUAACUAAAAGCAGAAUUUUUUGCCUUUUUAGAGUUGAAUAUAGGGUAUUUGGCAUAAAUAUGAAUCAGACCAAUGGAUAAUUAGUUAUGGUGCAUCCACUGACUGAUUCAAUCAAUUUCUGAGGGUGAAGAAAACACCUGUUGAACGACACUUGCUCUAAAGCACUGGCUGCUUGUCUUCACAGUGUGCCAUGUCUGAGCACGAGGACCUGAGCAAAGUGGUGGGCCACUGGAACACCUCAGAGAGUUACCAGCCAAAUCUGGCCAGUGCCAUUGUGUGCGUGGUGUUCUCUCUCAUCUUCCUACUGGGCACAGUGGGCAACAGUCUGGUGCUGGCCGUGCUCCUGCGCAGUGGCCAGGUGGGGUACAACACCACCAACCUCUUCAUCCUCAACCUCAGCGUGGCUGACUUCUUCUUCAUCAUCUUCUGCGUGCCCUUCCAGGCCACAAUAUACUCACUGGAGGGCUGGGUCUUUGGCUCCUUCAUGUGCAAAGCGGUGCAUUUUUUCAUUAACCUCACCAUGUAUGCCAGCAGCUUCACCCUCGCUGCCGUCUCUGUUGACAGGUAUCUGGCAAUUCGUUACCCACUGCGCUCCAGAGAAUUACGGACACCCUGUAAUGCUGUUGUUGCUAUGGUAAUCAUUUGGGGUCUGUCGUUAGUUUUCGCAGGCCCUUACCUGAGCUAUUAUGACCUCAUUGAUUUCGAGAACAGCAAUGUGUGUGUUCCAGGUUGGGAGGAACAUGAUCGUAAAGUGCUGGACACAUGCACCUUUGUUUUUGGCUAUGUUAUCCCCGUGCUCAUUGUUAGUCUGUCCUACACCCGCACCAUCAAGUACCUAUGGACAGCCGUGGACCCUCUCGAUGGCAUGUCUGAGUCUAAGCGGGCCAAGCGUAAAGUCACCAAGAUGAUCAUUAUCGUCACUGUGCUCUUCUGUAUCUGCUGGCUGCCCUACCAUGUGGUCAUCCUGUGCUACCUCUAUGGAGACUUCCCCUUCAACCAGACCACAUAUGCAUUCCGGCUGCUCUCGCAUUGCAUGGCCUAUGCCAACUCCUGCCUCAAUCCCAUUGUUUACGCGCUGGUGUCUAAACAUUUCCGCAAGGGCUUCAAGAAGGUGUUCAGCUGCAUCCUCAGCAAAAAGGGCCGUAACAAGGUCCACGUGGUGAAUGCAGCCAACACCGUGCCAGGCUUCGAGGCUGGCUCCACUGAGGUCUCACAGAUGAACGAGGAGAAUGGGCGCCAGAAUGAGCGUGAGAUGGUCAACCGUCCACAUGCUGAGCCGCAGGAUGCCACCAUGAACAUCACAGUACCCUUUCAGAACCAGCCAUGAGCAAACAGAGCACAGCCAUUGGUGCUGUACAGAAAGCCUUACUGAACUGUGAAACCAAGGGCCCACAGCCUCUGGACAUUACUGUGGUUUUGCAUACAAAACUAUAGACAAUACAUACUUCAGCUGCUUGGAUAAAAUGUAAAAAAUUGACAGUAUAUUUUUUGUAUGAUUGUUUCCUCUUUUUGCUAUUUAUUCAGCCUUUCUUUAUUUCACGUGUUUGUGCAUAUUGUUCGCAUUCUUAUGUUUUUGGUUGAAAUGUUAUUUCAAAGCUGCAAGUGAUGCCAUUGUAAAAACGUCAGCCUUCUGCGCAUGUUACAAUAUGUAAUGUUUCUGUAAAAAAUAGAUAAUUCUAUGAAAAUCUUUAGCAAGUAAUUUAAGUAGUGCACUUUGUCAUAACUUUGUCAAAAUUUUUAUGUCAUAAAAAUUCUCUAUUCACAUAUAAAUAAUGUUGAUUGCCUUUCCUGUAUGUUGCUUUUUAGUGAGACAAUCGUGAUUUCCUGUCAUAUUUUGAUCUUUUCUCUGCUUUCCACUGUAAUUGCCUUAUGUAUUUUAUGUGACUAACUGCACUUGAGAUUGCUAGGGUUGCGGCUCUUCAGUGUUUACAUUGCAAUCACAUAAAAGCUCAGUUUAUCACUUUCUUUAGAAAGACAUAUACCUUUGAACCUUCAUAUGGCUCUUGUAGUGAAUGCCUUAGCUGUAUGUCUUUCUCUCCCUUAGUGGUGGAUCAACACAGAUAUUUAAGGUAUUGAUGUUGAUGGAGUUCAAUAAAAUGGUGACUAUGGA
Messenger RNA from Electrophorus electricus (electric eel), 2167 nucleotides. RefSeq names its product galanin receptor 2b (gene galr2b). NCBI's taxonomy places the organism in Eukaryota, Metazoa, Chordata, Actinopteri, Gymnotiformes, Gymnotidae. Gene Ontology annotation, molecular function: G protein-coupled receptor activity. Gene Ontology annotation, cellular component: plasma membrane. Gene Ontology annotation, biological process: G protein-coupled receptor signaling pathway. The record is from RefSeq and is a predicted model, not a curated record.